AUGCGCGCUCGGGACCAGGUGGUAGCAAGCUGCUCGCAUCCUGCCAAGAUAAUUCCCACGCUGGAGCCCCGGCCGCCCACUUGUAUCGCAGACUUUCCGGGUGAAUAUGCUCUGGCGAAGUCUCGACGUCGGAUUUUACCGUUACUGGCCAAAUACUAUACCACAGACCUGCUGCUCAAAGCCAGUGAACCGGCACCUCUCGUUUUGAGUCAUAUAACGGACCCUGUCUCAUUCUCCACCACCUUACAUUUGACACAAACGACUUAUGCACGGAAAGGUCGCGGCGAAGCGAAACCACGGGACGCGGUCAACUGUCGAUGCAUUUGUGCCCUAAUAUCCUCAACAUUUAUAUCAAGUGUUCCGCGAAAGAGUGUCCCAACGCUGCUUGACCUAUCCACUUCGGCGGCCACGUUAAGUCGAAAUCUCCAGAUCUGUGCUAGAACGAAGGCUACGGAACCUAUCCUUCCUUCCACUAAUAGUGCUACAGGCGAGAAUGAUGCCUCCAAGGUCACAACACAAUGGGAAGCAAAAGCCUCUGUGACUCUCGAGUUCGGCCACAACAAUGUCAUAGUUCCCAGUUUCGAAUCUUCCCUGCUUUCUCUACGUUACAGUCUCGACCUUCGUGUGUGGAUAAGGGAAUCAAGCCGCUCCAGGUUCCACCUGGUUCUGCCGGUGCAGAUAUCUUACGGCACCAAUACUGACUAUGCUCCUCGGAUGCUUGCAGGACUGGAAUCCCCUGCGUACUUUGUAUAG
Messenger RNA from Exophiala xenobiotica, 753 nucleotides. RefSeq lists its product as uncharacterized. Bases 1 to 753 code for a protein of 250 amino acids. The transcript has 2 exons. NCBI's taxonomy places the organism in Eukaryota, Fungi, Ascomycota, Eurotiomycetes, Chaetothyriales, Herpotrichiellaceae. The record is from RefSeq and is a predicted model, not a curated record.